Chaetomium globosum CBS 148.51 is the source of this 1455-nucleotide messenger RNA. RefSeq lists its product as uncharacterized. Gene Ontology annotation, cellular component: cytoplasm. Gene Ontology annotation, molecular function: ATP binding; magnesium ion binding; hydroxyethylthiazole kinase activity. The record is from RefSeq and is a predicted model, not a curated record. The transcript has 5 exons. NCBI's taxonomy places the organism in Eukaryota, Fungi, Ascomycota, Sordariomycetes, Sordariales, Chaetomiaceae. Bases 1 to 1455 code for a protein of 484 amino acids. Gene Ontology annotation, biological process: thiamine biosynthetic process.
AUGGGCAAGCCAGAAGUCGACUAUGGGCUGUAUCUAGUCACCGACUCGACCCCCGCUAUCCUCGGCGACAGGAAUCUCAAUGAGGUUGUCGAAGCGUCCCUCAAGGGAGGAGUCACUAUUGUGCAACUACGUGAGAAAAAGGGAGACACCGCAGAGCUGAUCGCAAAGGCAAAGGCUUUACAUGAGAUUACAAAGAGGUACAAUGUGCCGCUGCUCAUCAACGACCGCGUCGAUGUGGCUCUGGCCGUUGACUGUGAAGGCAUCCACAUCGGCCAGGAUGAUAUGGAUCUAUCAACCGCAAGGAAGCUUCUAGGGCCGGACAAGAUCAUUGGAGUCACGGCCAGCACCGUCGACGAGGCACUCAAGGCAUGUGAAGGUGGCGCUGACUAUCUUGGCAUUGGCACCGUUUAUGCCACCCCAACAAAGACCAACACCAAGGAGAUCAUCGGUGCCGCUGGUGUGCGUGAGAUUCUAGGGAAAAUUGCCGAUGCAGGGCACAAGACCCAAACUGUUUGCAUCGGCGGUGUCAACGAGUCCAACCUGCAACGCAUCGUGUUCCAAUGCGCGGCGGCGUACAAGAGAUUGGAUGGUGUCGCAAUCGUCAGCGCCAUCAUGGCGGCUCAGGAUCCGGAAUCCGCCGCUAAGAAGCUUCUUGCCUUGGUCAGGAGUCCACCAGCUUUCCAAGCUGAUACCAGAGGGAAAGACUCGGACGUUGCCGACGUAAAAACCGUGGUUGAUCUGGCGCCAUCCGUUCUGCAAAGAGUCCACGAGACGACACCACUCUCCCACAACAUGACCAACAUUGUGGUGCAAAACAUCGCGGCCAACGUCGCCCUGGCCAUCGGCGCGUCACCGAUCAUGGCUGGUUACGGGGAGGAAGCUCCCGAUCUAUGCAAACUUGGAGGUGCCCUGGUCAUCAACAUGGGCUCCGUUGACCCGAACGGGUUGACAAACUACCUGAAGGCACUCAAAGCGUACAACCUAGAAGGGCGGCCGGUCGUGUUCGACCCGGUGGGCCAAGAGCAGCAGCGCGGCGUCGACAGCUCGAGCACGCUGGAUGCCUCGCAAAAGGCUCAGCUAGUGCGGGAGCUGGCCGCACGGGAGAAGAACGUGGUCGUCAUGACGGGCAAGACAGACUUUGUCAGUGACGGGGUCCGGACCUUUGCCAUUGACAACGGGCACGAGUAUCUCGGCAUGGUGACAGGGACGGGCUGCACGCUGGGGACCACCAUUUCGGCUGCUAUAGCAUCGCGUACGACGAAUAGGCUAGUAGCUGUCAUCGCGGCCAUUCUGCAUUUCGAGAUCGCCGCCGAGAUCGCUGCCUCCCGGCCCGAGGUUAGAGGACCGGGUAGCUUCGUCCCAGCCUUUUUGGAUGAGCUGUAUCUCAUCCGGCAGGCCACGGCGAGCAAAGAGCUGUCCUGGUUAGAAAGGGCAAAGGUCAGGAGUGUUGUAUAA